This is a messenger RNA of Aspergillus bombycis, 975 nucleotides long. It is a transcript of the gene pmeA, whose product is annotated as putative pectin methylesterase. Gene Ontology annotation, biological process: cell wall modification. The transcript has 3 exons. Bases 1 to 975 code for a protein of 324 amino acids. The record is from RefSeq and is a predicted model, not a curated record. Gene Ontology annotation, molecular function: pectinesterase activity. Lineage: Eukaryota; Fungi; Ascomycota; Eurotiomycetes; Eurotiales; Aspergillaceae.
AUGCGCGGGGUCCUUCUGAAAAUCGCUCUACUGGGCUUCAGUCUCUAUAGCUCUGCAUCUGUGCUGCCCAGGGACUCGGGUCGAACCAGCGCGCCAUCCGGGUGUUCCACGGUAGGCACGUCUGGCAAUUAUUCAACGAUCGGCGACGCCCUCGACGCUCUGGGCUCAUCAACGGCGGACGCAUGUAUUUACAUUGCAGCCGGCACGUACGAGGAGCAGCUGAUUAUUGACUAUGCGGGCCGCUUGGCAUUGUACGGGGAGACAAAUGAUACCGAAACAUAUAAGCAGAAUACCGUCACCAUCACCCAUACCUUAUCAUCUCCGGAGUCUGGCUCUCUCGAUAGCAGUGCCACUGUCAAUAUCAAGUCGGACUUGGUUUCGGUAUACAACAUCAAUAUAGCGAAUGGAUAUGGGUCGGGCGCGCAGGCAGUAGCAGUUGUGGCUAAUGCCGACCGACUGGGAUUCUAUGCAUGUCAAUUCACAGGGUACCAGGAUACUCUCUAUGCCAAAUCUGGCCAUCAGUACUAUAUCAAUUCUCGAAUUGAAGGCGCGGUCGACUAUAUCUUUGGCGAUGCCUCCGCCUGGAUUGAGAAUUGCGAUAUCGUCUCGAAUGGUGCUGGCUACGUCACCGCCAUGUCGCGAGAGGAGACUUCUGACACGGCGUGGUACGCCAUUGAUCACUGCAACAUCAAGGCAGCGUCCGGAGUGGAUCUGACUGGUGAUGUCUAUCUGGGCCGACCCUGGCGAGUCCUCGCCCGCGUGAUCUAUCAGUACUCAGUCCUAUCCGAUGUUGUCAAUGCCAAAGGUUGGCAUACUAUGGCGGAUGGUGCAACACCGCUUUACUAUGAGUUCAAUAACACUGGUGCUGGAUCUGACACAUCGGAGCGAGAGUAUCUGAGCACUAUUGAUGCUGCCGUGACAAAGGAAACAGUCUUAGGAGAUGACUAUAGUGAUUGGGUCGACUCCAGUUUCUAG